Molecule: messenger RNA, 894 nt
Organism: Ylistrum balloti
Lineage: Eukaryota; Metazoa; Mollusca; Bivalvia; Pectinida; Pectinidae
Product: soma ferritin-like
Exons: 4
Coding region: 100-615 (171 amino acids)
Biological process (GO): iron ion transport; intracellular iron ion homeostasis
Cellular component (GO): cytoplasm
Molecular function (GO): ferric iron binding; ferrous iron binding
Source: RefSeq, a predicted model, not a curated record
UUUGUCUCGCUGCGUCAGUGAACGUACAGACAAAAAUAUUGCUUUCCUACAGUUCUAUAUUGCAACAUCUUUGUAAUUUCUUAUUUUCACAACAUCAAAAUGGCAACAAGUCAACCUCGCCAGAACUUCCAUGCUGAAACUGAAGCUGGAAUCAACCGCCAGAUCAACAUGGAGUUGUACGCUAGCUAUGUCUAUCAGUCCAUGUACCUUCACUUCGAUCGUGACGACGUAGCUCUGCCAGGAUUCGCAAAGUACUUCAAGAAGGCUACGGAUGAAGAGCGUGAACACGCCGAGAAGUUAAUGAAGUACCAGAACAAGAGAGGGGGCAGAGUUGUCCUUCAGGAUAUCAAGAAACCCGAGAGAGAUGAGUGGGGAACUGGAUUGGACGCCAUGCAGGUGGCUUUGACCUUAGAGAAGCAAGUGAACCAGUCACUCCUUGACCUUCACGAUGUUGGAGAUAAACAUGGAGACAAGCAGUUCAUGGACUUCUUGGAGGGAGAGUAUUUGGAGGAGCAGGUGAACGCCAUCAAGGAAAUCUCGGACCAUAUUACCAACCUCAAGCGUGUUGGUUCUGGCCUCGGAGAGUACAUGUACGACAAAGAGUCCCUGGAAUAAACCCCUGAAAGCUCACCAAACGAAAAAAAACAUUGAACAACUUCACACGACAAGAACCAAGAAAUUGUCUUAAAUGAGAUAGUAGAAGUGGAAAAAAAAAUGAGAGAAAACCAUUUUUAAAAGGCUUUAACUUCAAACUUCAAAAAUGUAAGAUUGCUGAGUUAACAAAUGACUAUCAACAACGUAUUAACAAUACAUAACUACAAAAAGUCUACAUCAAGAAGAAAAAUACAUAAAAGAUCAGGGGAAUAAAAAUGAGAGAUAAAAUAAAUAAAAAAA